Liolophura sinensis is the source of this 1525-nucleotide messenger RNA. RefSeq lists its product as uncharacterized. Bases 153 to 692 code for a protein of 179 amino acids. Lineage: Eukaryota; Metazoa; Mollusca; Polyplacophora; Chitonida; Chitonidae. The transcript is spliced from 6 exons. The record is from RefSeq and is a predicted model, not a curated record.
CCUUUUUCGCCCCUAUCAGGUUUUACUGUGAAGCUAAGCCAACCUCCGAAUCAGUGCCUCACACUCAGUGCUGUUUGGAUCUUUACACCCAUUGACUGGCUGUUACGUACACUUUUUACUUCAGAACUGUUCGUAAAACCCUCUGGUGAGAGAUGAGGUCGCUCGCUAUCUUGUCCGUUUUCGUCGUGGUUGUCUAUAGCAACACGGAGGUCAGCCGGGUCGAGACAGAGGUCGUGCGAAAUAACGAUAUAUGUCCACCAAGGGCUGUGUGUGCCGACAUCUUUGAUUACAACCAAACAAACCAGACGACGGGAGAAGUGGUUGCUAAGAGACGGCGCGUGGUGAACUGUAUGUGCCCAGAGAGAGGGGAAUGCCCUAACCAGAGGCGUUACACCCUCCACGCCACUUCCAGACACAGGCAGCAGAUCUGCGAGUCUCGUAAUUCGCUGAGUCGGUGUAAGAAUGGAGAUAUAGCUGAACAGAUGCACGUCGAAGCGGACUUAUUUGACGGUAAAACCUAUUAUAAGAUGAACUGCAGAUGCCGACGCCACAGAAACCCCGUGCCUAACGGGGGUUUCCGAGACAGGGCAACAGAAUUGCUGGGACGAGUGUUCGAGGAGGACCACUGGGUGCAUAAUUACGUCUGUGCUCGCAGCAACCGACGCAGUCGCUCGAGAAGAACCAGAGAGUGAGAGAGUUGCAAUCAUCGUGACAUGGAUUAUCUGCCUUUUUUUCCUGGCACCACUAAAUUUCUCUGGGUUUCUCCAAAUAACCUGACCAUCUUAGCGUAAAAUAACCAAAAUCUUGUUCAUAAAUUUAUAAAUGUACAGUUUGUAAGGGUUUUUCUAGUUAUCAAGAUAUAUUUUUCGGCAUGGUCAAUUGUUUAUAUAUACCGCCGUCAUGUCGCCAAGUUGGAAUGCGGGUACUACACAGAAGUAGUGUUCACAUGUUUAGAUGACUAACUAGAGUUACGCCCCUUAGAAGAACUAACCGGGCCACCAUACGGGAAGGAUCACUCGGCCAUUUUCGACACCACUUCCGAAAACUUCGCCAAUGAGAAACUGGGAAGUAAAAGUUACCGAGAGGUCGGGCCAUUACGCAACAUCUUAUUACCGUCAGUGAUAUAUGUCCAGUAUUUGUUAUUUGAUAUUAAGAUAUAUUUGUAUAUCAUGUAGACUUGUUAACAAUCAUGUUUACAGAGAUUCCAGGUAAUCCAUAACCGUGUACGUUUAAUUUUAUGUGAAAAAGGUUGAAGUCGAAUACAGGACCGUGAAAUCGAAGACGUCAGAGUUUCGCUGAAGUAUAAUCGACUGAGCACAGUCGACCAGGAAUACAAAGGCAUUACUAUGUAGCUAAGCGAGAGCGCUUCGGGUUUAAAACUUUUGGAUAUGGAAAUUUCCACAGUUAGGAACGAAAUGAUUCCACAUACAUGAAAUUCUUUAUGCCUAUCUGAGAGUUUAAUGUGACUGAUAAGAAAACUGUUAUUUUGACCGAUUGUUAAUAAAAAUUAUAAGUGUCACCAAAA